Geodia barretti is the source of this 417-nucleotide messenger RNA. The record is from the annotation of a GenBank genome assembly. NCBI's taxonomy places the organism in Eukaryota, Metazoa, Porifera, Demospongiae, Tetractinellida, Geodiidae.
AUGCAACAGCAGCCGCAGAUUCUGAGGCCUGAGACACUGGUGGAGGAGUUUAAGAAGAACGGAGUAACGCACAUAAUUACGAUUCCGGACAGCGAGACUAAUUACCUGUAUGAGCUGAUGCUGGAGCAGGACUGGCUGGACGUGGUGCCGGUGUCGCGUGAGGGCGAGACUAUGAGCAUCGCGCUGGGACUGAAUGUGGCGGGCAAAGUGCCUGUGUGCCUUAUUCAGAAUACGGGAAUGAUGGAGUCCGGUGACUCAAUACGCGGGAUGGCGCUGGAUACGGGCUUUCCGCUGGUGAUGGUGGUGGGGUAUCGCGGGUGGACGCGGCUGGGGCAAGACGCCGGACACUGCGGCGACCUACACGGAGCCGUUCCUGCACGCGUUCCGCAUCAACUACUAUCUGGUGGAGCACGAUGA